AUGGCUACAAAUACCACAACCCAUGAGGUUCCCGAAUGGGAGGGGCGUACCACAACUGGAACCAAGAAGAGCCUCUUCAGCAAACUAGAGGACUUCCCCGCGUCUGAGGAACCCUCGAAGCAGGAGUCAAUUGAAGCAGGAUCAUGCAAUCGCACUUCUACCAGGCGAUAUCUGCCUCUUUCAAUCACGAACUUCUUCUAUCACAGUCGCAAGAGGGCGUAUAUAAUAUGCGGGAUUGGCGCGGUCCUCCUGCUUGCCCUCAUUCUGGGACUGGGCCUGGGUCUCGGGCUGUCGCAUAAAUCGUCCAAGCAAAGUGCCAAAAAUCUCCCACUCCCAACCAACGCCGCAACCUUCACAGGCGAUCUCACAUACUACAGUCCGGGACCAGGAUAUGGUGCAUGCGGUUACGAGAAUACCGAGACGGAAGCCAUAUGUGCGGUAUCACAUCUCGUCUGGGAUGCCGUGUCCACGAGCACGAAUCCGAACUUGAAUCCCCUUUGCGGAAAGAAGAUCCGUAUAACGAGAUAUUUCCCUGAGGUGGGGGGAAACAGGAGUGUGGAUGUGCAGGUUGUGGAUAGGUGUGUUGGGUGUUUGGAUACUGAUUUGGAUUUGAGUAUUGCGAUGUUUACGACCUUGGCGGAAGAGGGCCAGGGGAGAGUUGUAGGUUCUUGGGCUUGGCUGGAUGGUGCUUGA
Venustampulla echinocandica is the source of this 693-nucleotide messenger RNA. RefSeq lists its product as uncharacterized. Gene Ontology annotation, biological process: defense response to bacterium; defense response to fungus. The record is from RefSeq and is a predicted model, not a curated record. Bases 1 to 693 code for a protein of 230 amino acids. NCBI's taxonomy places the organism in Eukaryota, Fungi, Ascomycota, Leotiomycetes, Helotiales, Pleuroascaceae. The transcript is spliced from 2 exons.